Messenger RNA from Mauremys reevesii (Reeves's turtle), 4451 nucleotides. It is a transcript of the gene BMF, whose product is annotated as Bcl2 modifying factor. Lineage: Eukaryota; Metazoa; Chordata; Testudines; Geoemydidae. Gene Ontology annotation, biological process: negative regulation of autophagy; positive regulation of apoptotic process; apoptotic process. The transcript is spliced from 5 exons. The record is from RefSeq and is a predicted model, not a curated record. Bases 2282 to 2860 code for a protein of 192 amino acids. Gene Ontology annotation, cellular component: myosin complex.
AGCAGAAGGCAGGGCUUUAAAAAGGGGAGAAAAGCUCAAAGUUGGGGUAGGUGGGUGGAAGGGAGCAGAUGGCUGCUCUGAAGUGAAAGUGCUGCCCAGGAGCUCAUUGCCUGAGACUUGACACCACAGACCUGUACUAACCUACAUAUGAGAGGCCCAGGACUGAGUGUGCAGGUCAGAGACUAGACUGAAGUGAUUUACUCUGGAAGCUAAAGGAGGCUGGGGCAGGAAGUGGUCUGAGGGAUGGCUGAUUAGCACCCCAGUGUGCCAAUUGGAGACACCCACACAUUGGGCCCUGGACCAGAGCCUAGUGGAGAGGGUAGCCUGGGCUCCCCUACCCAUUCCAAGAGGACAUUACAACAACAAAGAGCUUUCACCUAGGCUGAGAGGCCAGCUGGAAAAGACUGUUCAAGGGCCCAGUCCCCCAAAUUCCUGUGCUAUGGGGGGGACUGGAAACCCUUGGGGUUGACAAGUUGCUAGAAAGACUGGGAGCAGCCAAGUAUAUCUCCACCCUAGACCUCGCAAAGGGGUACUGGCAAAUCCUCUGAUGUCAGAGUCUCAGGAGAAGACUGUUUUCUCCACCCCAUUAGGUCUGUGCUAAUUCUGAACUAUGCCAUUCAGCCUCUAUGGGCAGCAGCCACUUUCCAGAAAGUCAUGCACCAAGUGCUGCAGCCACAUGGCCAAUAUGUGGCAACAUACAUAGAUGACAUAAUGAUUUACAGUCAUAAUUGGGAUGACUAUGUGCAACAUGUCAUGUCCACCCUACAAGCCCUUGAGAGUGCAGGACUCAAGGUGAACUCGAUCAAGUGUAGAAUGGCAAACUGGGAGGUCACAUACCUUGGCUACACUGUGGGAUGGGGCAGAUUACGAGCACUAAUUGGCAAAGUUCAGGCCUUAUAACUUUUCCCAUCCCAACAACCAGAAAACAGGUAUGGAGCUUUUUGGGUCUAGUGCGCUAUUAUAGAUGAUUCAUAGCAGAUUUUGACACUCUUGCAGUGCCCCAAACAGAUCUUGUGAAGGUACUAGUCCCUAAAAGAUCAUUUGGUUGGAAGAGUGCAACAGGGCAUUUAGGACUCUAAAGAACCAUGUGUGUCAGGACCUGGUACUUUUUCACCCAGACUUUGAAAAAAAAGUUUGUUGCAAACGGAUGCCUCUGCAGGAGGACUUGGAGCAAUCCCUUCCCAGGAAGUUGAGGGAGAGGAGCAACUUGUCCUCUAUAUAUGCAGGAAACUGUUCCCCUGGGAGAUGGCCUAUUCGAUCAUAGAAAAAGAAGCUUUGGCUGUGAAAUGGGCUCUAGAUAUUAUUUAGUGGGAAACCCCUUCUCAUUAGUGUUGGCUGAACGACAUGAAGGACAUCAACCUCUGGAUUAUGCAAUAGUACCUUUCAUUACAACUGUAUAGUUUUCAGGUAUUUCACCAUGCUGGGAGAACCCACCAGAAUACAGAUUUCUUUUCCCACAAGGGUGGGGACGCAGGGCUGGAGAACAAGAUGCCAUGUCCUGUUUUGAGGGAGUGGGUAUGUGAUGGGGUAUACAAAUCCCACAUUGGAGAUCAAGGGGUUAAGAAACAGCUCUGGGCUCGGGCAGCCCCUCUCAGACACACCUGUCAAGCCUGCACAACCUGGAGGCAGGGCUUUAAAAAGGGGAGAAAAGCUCAAAGGGGGAAAAGGAUGGAAUGGAGCAGACAGCUUCUCUGAGGGGAAAGUGCUCCCAGGAGCUGAUUGCCUGAGACUUGACACCACGGAUCUGUACCAGCUUACAAAGGAGCGGCCGGGGACUGAGUGUGCAGGUCAGAGACUAGACUGAAGUGAUUUACUCUGGGAAGCUAAAAGAGGAAGUGGUCCAGGGGAGCGGCUGCUUAGCACUCCAGUGUGCUGAUUGGAACCACCCAACCACAGGCCAGUGGAGAGGGUAGCCCAGGCUCCCCUACCCACUCCAAGAGGACAUUACGGUGAUAAAGAGCCUUUACCUAGGGUGAGAGGCCAGCUGGAAAAGACUGACUGUUCGAGAGCCCAGUCCCCCAAAUACCUGUGCUAAAGGGGAGGACUGGAAACCUUUUAGGUGAGGCACUGAAGGACAGGACUCUGUUUCCACAGGGAGACGACCUACCAACCCCUGCAUGAUCACUAGGCAGCACCUCCUACAGGCAGAAACAUCAGGUAGUAUAAAGGGAAGAGGAAGAAAGGAGCCAAAGCGGAGGACCCUUUCCCGAUAAAAGCAUUGCUGCCAUUGGGAUCUCGGCAUCAGAACUGCUGCACCCGAGUACAGAGGGGAAGGGGAGCAAUGGAUCCCCCCAGCUACCUGGAAGAGGACUAUUCCAGCCUGGACGGGCUGGACGAUGACGUGUUUCACUCUGACUUUGGACUCACAGGUCAGCCUGGUGAGAUGACCCCUCCUGGCAUUUUCACACAGAACCAAUCCUACAGCUGUCUCCUGGGGAGGUUUCAACUGUUCCCCCUCACACACUGCUGUGGUCCAGGUAUCAGGCAUGCUGAGCAGCAGGACAAGGCAACCCAAACACUCAGUCCAUCCUCUUCCACUCAAGAUGUCAUGUUGCCAUGUGGAGUCACUGAAGAGCCCCAGAGACUCUUCUAUGGGAAUGCUGGGUACCGUUUACAUGUCCCCCCAGUUGGCUUUGCAUUGAAUCCGCACCUCCAAGAGGAGCCUCGGGAAGGUCAACGGGAAGCACGUGCUGAGGUUCAGAUUGCACGGAAGUUACAGUGCAUUGCAGACCAGUUCCACAGGCUCCACAUACAGAGGCAUCAGCAGAACAGAAAUCAAGUGUGGUGGCAGAUCCUUCUCUUCAUACAUAACUUGGCCUUAAAUGUGGAGGCGAACAGGAACCACGUAGGUCAGAGGUGAGACUCCUCCACCUGUUCCAGGUCACAUCCAGUCUGCAGGGAGCACUGAACAAACACUGGUCUGGGGGAGAGAGACAUGCACACCGCCGGCCGGAUGUGAGGACUCUGUCAAACUUUUACUCAUCUUCUCAAGCUUUUUUUUUUUUUUCUCCCCUCCCCCCUCGGACUCUUCUUUACUGCUUCUUGCCUGAUGAGGCUGGGAGCUCUUGUCCAACACUGUUGAAGGAAAGUCUUAGAAUUUGGAUGUGUUUGGUAAAGCUUGCUGCUGAUUCCCCAAAUCAGUAACCUCUAUGCAAGUGAGGCAGGUAGUAGAUGAACAGGUUCCUCUGCUCUGUGUUGUCGAUUUUUUUUAUUUUUUUUUUAUUUUAAUUGAUAGAAUGCAGUGUGUUGUAAUUUUGGCUGCUGGUUAAUGAUGGUGUCUGGGACUGAUGGCUCUAAAUGUACUUUGGGCUACUUCCAGAUUAGAGACACUUGACUCCUCUAUGGGAUAACUUUGAAAAAAAGUUCUUUUUAGAAACAAUUACGCUUAAGUAGCUUAUGUACAGCAGCAGGUGGGUCACUGAUUUUUUUCCCUGAAUUUUAUUACCAGGGAGACUUGUAAAAAUCUAGUUUUGUUUAAUGACUUAAUUGGCCCAAGUUGGACAUCCUUCAUGUGAAGUCGCUCUUUGUCAUUGCCACUAAUAGAUGGAAUUGUUUCUGUUAGAAGAAGAGUCUUCAGAAUCUUUCAGAAGAUGUUGGUGACUCUUCAGGAUCUUUGUGCAAAGGGCUGUUUGGUCCUGUACACUAUAUACUGUCCCCAUAAACCAGGAUAGAGCUGUUAAAGAUGGAAUAUAAUCUAAGCAUCAUUCUUCUGGAAUUGUUAAUCUGUAUAUUUUUGUUAGUGCUCUGGUGGAUUUCCCCCCCCCCCCCUCCUUAUCAUAUGCGCUGUUAAGAAGAUUCAGAUCCCAAGCAUCUGAUAUGUUUGCUUCAUGAUUUGACUAGGAGAUUAGUUAGUAAUUACUUUGAACCCCGACACUGCAGGUUUGUACAAGUAAUCGCUCUAUUAUUCUAAUGAGUAAUACUGGAAGUGAUAUUAGUGUACACUGACAACAGAAAUACUACUUGGAGUGAUAGCUCAUUGUCAUUGACUUGUGACUGUUCUGGUGUUUUUAAAUCUGUUUGGCUGUCACUCUUGGAACAGGGAUGGGGAACUACCUCCCCCAAAAAUUUGGGUUUCGUUUGUUCAUGAAGUGUGAAAUACUAAGGGAAAAGGAUAUAGCCUCUGCUUUCCACAGACUGUUUCCAUACUUGCCCAGAGCUAAUUCUAAAUCACAAAUUAUAAAACUAACACUAGGAAAAAUCUUUCUGGACAGUUGCCCUUCAGUCCUGCUACAGCUGUCAACACAGAGGGGUUCUGGAGCUCCUGGUCUGCUUUGAAGCCUAAUGAACAGUAAAGAAUCACUGUAUUGGAAGAGGAGUUUUCUUGCACAUUCUCCUUCCCCUCCACUUCCCCCCUUUUCUUGCCCUUCUUUAAGUCUGUUUCCAUCUCUGAUAUUUGUAAUGACCCAGUUCCCAUGUACCCUCAGUAACCCCAUUAAAGUGCCAGGUCAUGA